CUGUUAAUUGUGAAAUUUGGCAACAAGUUUACCAGAGUAUAAAUCAUAAUUAUUUCACUACUAUAACUUCCUAAAAAGCACCAUCAACAUAAACUAUCUUCUCCCCCUUAUCGGUGAAGUGGAUGUAAAAAUGUCUUCUUGGUUUACCAACGUCUCAACGGAGUGGGACAAAUCAUCAUGGAAAUUGAUGUGAAGCACACAAAGCAAAGAAACAAGAGACGGGAGAGAGCCCAACGUAUGCAAGCUGAGCGAGAUAAGGAUGCGGAUGGGGUUGGUGUUGGUGUGAUUGCCGAUGGUGAUAGUGCUGAUGAAGAUUCGAAAAAACCCAUCAGACCACCCCAGAGACGCAAAAAAGCGAAUAUUUUCAAAGAGCCAUCACCAAUACUCGAGGAAGAUGUUGUAGAUGGAUUUGCAAUUUUAUCAUUUAAAAGCUAUGAAGAUUUAGAGUAUGCAAUAAAAUUAGCUAAUAAACGUAACGAAAAACGAUUAUCGGCAAUAACUGAGUUGACGACCAUUAUGACAGAGGAUAAAUUACCAAAAAUCGAUACUGGACAGAUUAAAGAAGAGGCAGAAACCGAUGGACGGGAUCGUGAGAGAGAAUGGAACUAUAAGAACAAUAAUCAUCAUAUAACACAUAAUUCAAAUAAUAUAACCUUUAACCAUGAUCCUGGUACAUCCGAUGAUAGCGGUCGAGCCUCUGAACGUUUAACAACCUCAUCAGUAGCACAAAGAGACCAAGAUAGUUCAAGAGACCGAUUAAGUGAUGCAAGCAGUCGAUGUAGCUCAGGAAAGGGAUAUAUCUGUGAUAGUGAAGGUGAUGACGAUAAGAAAAAAAGAUUCGUACGAGUGGAACCCUCCGAUUCUCCCAAGGAACAACAACAGUCUGAUUCGGGGGGUCCACAAAGUCCAAAAAAACAAACAGACACGCAAACAACUUCACAAACGUCGGUUGUGCCAAAAGAGGCGUCUGACGGAGGAUCAACUACUGCAUCUACGUCAGGAGCAGUGGUUCCUAGGAAAUCGCUAGAUAGGUUUCCAUCUUCUGGUGUACCUCUUCUUAAUAAUGAACCUCUGGGACUAGGGGGCAGUCUAAGUCCUAUACCAUGUUCACCAUCAAACUCUGGUCCAGCACCCCCCGCUCCUUCGCCAGCACCAGCUGCACUACCUCCGCCAACUUUUCCUCCACCUUAUGCAACGACACCUCUUCAGGUCGCAAAUGAAACGCUCAAUUCGAAUUUAACAUCGAUACCGAAUCAUGUUAUAACGCUGCAAAAUAAUGGACAACAACCGGGCAUUGUGGUUCCAAUUCUAAAUGGAAAAUCAACCGCAAAUGCAGCAAAUAAAAUACCGACAACAUGCACAUCAACAUCGAAUUCAAUAACAUCAAAUAAUUCCAAGCAAUCAAUUGUUCCAUCAUCAACAGCAGCACAAUCAUUACCUGGAGGACACAGUGGAACGACGACGACGACGAAUAAUAGUAAAAAACAUUUAUCUACGAUAUCGAAUUUACUAGCACCAAUCUCAAGCACAAACACUGGAACAAGCAAUGGAGUUGCUUCAAACGUCACAGCAAUUCCAUCUCCAGUCUCUUCAACUUCAUCAUUAUCAUCGAUUUCUAUGCCAUCAAGACUUGGCUCGUCUACACCUCCCGUUGUACCACCAACAAGUUCUGCUGGACAAAACUUAGCGAAUACUCCAACGACAUCAUCAUCAUCUGUAUCUGUGAAUUCUAAUUUAGCUUUCUCUGUGCCACCUGCAAACUUACAAUCUCCUCAACAGAACCACGAUGCCAACAGUCAACAACAAAUCAUGUCUGCGUCGUCAAAUAAUAUUCCGUCGUCGAUUCUUCCAUCAUCAGCAUCUAUGAAUUUACCUCCAUCUUUAAAUGGUCCCAAUGUCGGUCCACCAAUGAUGGGCUUAGGUGGAUUACCUUUAAGUCCAAUUACAGCUCCACCAUAUCGUGCGAUAUAUUCGUCUUAUGGAAUUUAUUCACCUUACGGUCUUCAUCCACAUCCUUAUGGUAUGCCACCAACACCAAUUCCAUCACCAUCUUUAUCACCUCGAAGUGUUGAAGCGCGUCGUGAUCCAUCAAUAGUAUUAUCAAAACCUGUUCGAUCUUUAACACCAAAUACGAACAACAAUAGUAAUAAUAAUAACAAUAACCCUUCAGCAACUCAGUCCAACAUUAACAGCAACAAUUCUGGACAGAAUUCAAUAAAUUCAAUGAGUGCAAGUAGUGCAGCAAUUAACUCGCCAAGAGGUUUUAGUCCAACAAGAGAAAGAGAUAACUUUAGUGUAAGCAGUUUGUCAGUUAAAUCAACGGCAUCAAUGCCUGGUUCUUCUGUGAUACCGUCAUCAGCCACCACCAGCACCACACCAUCAUUACUUACAUCUUAUAACAGUUCUUCGGGACAAACAAGCGUUUCAUCUCCUUCGACUUAUCCCGUCUCUAGUCUAGCAUAUUCAAAGACUCCUGGUUUAGUGACGCCACCAUCAUGGCCGCCACUACCAACACCCACACCUUCAUCUCCUUCAACAAAUCUUAAUUCAAGCUCAAUUGUCACGCGACCAACUCCACCAUCAUCAGCUUCACAAUUUGGAUCAUCGACACUUUUUGCUGCUCCACUUCCACCACCAGUUGCACCGACAACUGUUGUAUCAACUCCACAUCCGUUUUCAACUGAAUCAUUACUAACAGCAAAAGGUGCUGUUGAUUCGCCCUUCUACCGAACAGGUUCGACACUUGUGGGAAUGCCACCAUAUCCAUAUCCCUCUGGAAUUCUUCAUCCGGGUUUGAGUGGACCGACACAGUUUGUGCCUCCUAGUCAUUUGCAGUCAUUCGUGCCGAAGAAAACGGGUCGGUGGAAUGCGAUGCAUGUACGAGUGGCAUGGGAAAUUUAUCAUCAUCAAGCGAAACAAAAUCCCGAAAAAGCAAGUUCAGUUGGUGGUGUAAAGCCAGAAAGUAUGCUUAGACCUAACAUGUAUCCACCACCAUCAUCACCAAGUGUGCCACGUCCUCAUGAAAUGACUUCAGUGCCAUCUGGCUUUCCACCAAAUUCACUUCCUGGAAGACCUUUCGAUCCUAUUACAGCAAAUUUCUUAAACUCACCAUCUAGUCACAUGGGAGUAUCACCAUUUGGACGUUACGCUCCACCUUUUGGUUCUCCAUUUAGUGGCUUAUCACCUUAUGUAAGAGACUUACCACCUAUAGGUGGACCAAUUCAUGAUCCAUGGCGAAGUAGCAUUAGUAGAAGUAUGGGAGCUUAUCCACCUCCACAAACUUCACUUGGCUCAACAUGGCCAUUGAAACCUGAUCCGGGACUUGAUGCUGCACGGAGGGAGGCUGAAGAAAGAGAAAGAGAACGUCAAAGACGUGAACGUGAAGAAAGGGAAAGAAAAGAACGUGAACGUGAACGAGAAGAUAAAUUAAAGCGUGAACGUGAAGAAAGAGAGCAACGUGAACGUGAGAGAGAAAGGGAGAGGGAGCGUGAAAGAGAACGAGAGCGUGAGAGAAAAGAAAGAGAGCGGCGUGAAAUGGAGAGAAGGGAAAUGGAACGUGAAAGACUUUUACAUCAACAAAGACUUAACGAUAGCUCGAAAGUGUCACGAGAUCGUUCACCAUUAAGGAACGGCGAAGAUAUUCGAGUGAAAGAAGAGCCAAGAAAGGAAGAUGCAGAAAUGAUGAUGAUGAGAGCGGAGAAUCAACGAUAUCAUCAAUCAAUAACAGCUUGGCAAAUGGCUGGUCGUCAUCCACAUAUGUUGCCACCACCGCAUUUGUCAAGAGCUGGAAUUCUCCCUCCAUCUCCAAUGGUAGGGUUGGCUCAUUAUCCGUCUGCAGCACCAGGAUGGCCUUCACCACUUGAUCCUUACAGGGAUCCUUAUCGACUGAUGGAUCCUAUGUUACGUACUUAUCCAAUGAAUCCAAUGUUAGAUGCGAUACGAGUUGAAGAGGCGAAAGCGUAUGCUGCUGCUUCAGCACAUUAUCGAAGUAAAGAUCCUAGUCCGGUGCCUCAAAUGGGCCAUCCACCAACAGUACCCUCACCACAUCAUAGACAUCCAAGUCAGAUGAAAAACACAACACAAAUCGGUUCUAGUGGCGGUCCACCAUCAUCUGUGUCAUCAAAUAGUCUCACAAUGCAGAAUGAUAUGCACAAAAAGGAAGACACAUCACGAUGAUAAAAGCUUUAACUUUUACAAAAGAUUUAUCGAAAAAGAAGAAAAUUUUUGAAGGAAAACUUAAAUGAAUCUCAAAACGACAGAAGUAUGACGAUCAGAGAAUGUGUAAAACAUUUUAAUCGUUCUUUUAAGCAGAUAAUGGUGAUAACUUGAUUAAUUUCUCCUUCUUUUUUUAUUAAAUAAUUAUUAAAUUGUCAAAUAAGUAAAUAAAUUAAUGAAUCAAAGAUAGACAAAAGGAAAUGAAAUGAACCUGACGAUGAAAACAAAAGUAUUUUAGAAAUACGCUCUUGAGAUAUUAUUCUCGUCUCGACUUGUUUAAUUUAAUUGUAAAUCGAUUAAUCAAAUUUUUCAAUUUUUAUUAUUUAAAAACAAAACAGAAGAGAAUUGUCUGAGUCCGAUUAUUGCAUUAGAAUCCGAAUUGUGACAUCAUUUGAUGGCAUCACAGUGCUUGUAGGAUUUGUUGUAUUUAAAUAUCUUAGAACUAAAUAGCAGAAACUUUUCUUCGGACUCAUUCAUUCUUCAUCAAUUUCUUUUCAAAUGAACUCAAACAUGAAAGAAAUGAAAUAGUAAA
Clunio marinus is the source of this 4747-nucleotide messenger RNA. The record is from the annotation of a GenBank genome assembly. Lineage: Eukaryota; Metazoa; Arthropoda; Insecta; Diptera; Chironomidae.